AAUUUAGUUUAUGACCGUUUAUAAAUGCUUAUAGUUUGGAUUCUACUAUGGAAACAACGAUGGGUGUAAAAAUUGGCGCUCAACAGAACCCUGAUAAUGCAUUUUUGAACGCUGUCAAUGAAGGCCAAAAUUAUAUAGCUCAGAGAAUAUUCCACUUCUGGCUUCAUCCAAACUGGUUGUAUAGAUUUCAUCCUAAUCAUGAACGUAUUAAAAAGUACAUUAAAAUAAUGAAUGACUUCGCCGAUGAGGUGAUUCAAAAUAAAAGGAAACAAAUAUCGGAUAACAGUGAAGUCCUAGAAGUAAAGAGCAUUCUGGAUCAUCUGAUUUCAAUGAAUGAAAUAGAUGGUAUGGAUGAUUUAGAACUACGUGAAGAAGCUUUAAUGAUGAUAAUAGCUGCGACUGAUACGUCAGCGGUUUCCAUUGGUUUCACUAUGAAGCUUUUAGCGAAAUACCAUCAUGUGCAGGAAAAAGUUUAUGAUGAGUUGCAGACAGUAUUAGGUGAUACGAAGCGUUCAAUACAGAGAGAAGAUUUGUCACAACUGGUCUAUCUUCAUAGAGUUAUACAAGAAAGUUUGCGACUCUACCCCUCUGUGCCAUUUAUUGUUCGUAAAAUUGAAAAAGACACUGUAUUACAAGAUGGGUCCAUACUUCCCGCUGGUUCAGGCUGUAUAGCAUCAAUCUGGGGAACACAUAGAAAUCCAAAGUAUUGGGGUCAGGAUGCAGAAUGUUUUGAUCCGGAUAGAUUCCUGCCGCAUAGAAAUAAAUUACCACAUCCAAGUUGCUACUUGCCUUUUAGUUCUGGACCACGUAAUUGCAUAGGAUACCAAUACGCCAUGAUGUCUAUGAAAACGUCACUAGCGACGAUACUCCGCCAUUAUAAGAUUGUAGGCGAACCAGAGAGAGGCCCUAAACCAAAUAUUAGAGUAAAAUUGGAUAUAAUGAUGAAGGCGGUUGAUGGGUACAAAGUCGCCCUAGAAAGAAGAUAAAGCGAGGAAUUAAUGUAGAACAUUUAAGAAAUAAAAUCAAUCAUAAAAUAGACUAUGCAUCAAUAGAUACCAACCACAGAUACCAACGAAUUUAGAAUUUGUUAUAGUAAC
Molecule: messenger RNA, 1097 nt
Organism: Colias croceus (clouded yellow)
Lineage: Eukaryota; Metazoa; Arthropoda; Insecta; Lepidoptera; Pieridae
Product: cytochrome P450 4d2-like
Exons: 7
Coding region: 48-986 (312 amino acids)
Molecular function (GO): oxidoreductase activity, acting on paired donors, with incorporation or reduction of molecular oxygen; monooxygenase activity; iron ion binding
Source: RefSeq, a predicted model, not a curated record